AUGGCGGCCUAUUCCAUUACGCUGGAAAACGUCGAUGAGAUCGUUGAGAACUUGUACUUGGGUGGCAUCACAGCCGCUUACGAGACCGAGAACCUUGUUGAGCAGGGCAUUCGUGCGGUGGUCUGCUGCGUCCGUGAGACCGAGUUCCCCAGCCACGAGUUUAACAACCAGCUCGACUACUUCCGUGUCGACGUGGAAGACGUCUCCAUUGAGCCCAUCGACUACUUCUGGCCGGAGGCCACCCAGUUCAUCUAUGACCACCACUCCCAGGGAAGGCCCGUCUUCGUGCACUGCCGUGCUGGCGUCUCCAGGAGUGCAUCGACGGUGAUAGCGUACCUCAUGUGCCACCAGGGCUACACCCUGAAGGACGCCUUCUUGCUGGCCCAUAAGAAGAGGCCGGUCGUCACGCCCAACCUCGGCUUCAUGGACAAGCUCGCCGAGCUAGAGAAGUCCAUCAAGGGCACCGCGACCAUCGACCUCUUCAAGUAUGAGAGCUGGUGGAGUGGCUCCCACAUGGCAUCGGUCCCCGAUGUCGGCAUUGGCGACCCGGAGCCUGAGGCGCCGGAGACCCCGAAGUCCGCCGGGACGCCGAAGUCCGCCGGAACCCCGAAGUCUGAGCCGCCGGCCAUAUCUUCCACUGGAGUCCAGAAGCUUCAGAACGCCUCGCGAAAGCUGAGGAUCCUCAGGGCCAUGUCGGGCCUAGACCACCAUAAGCAGGUUGAGAUGGACGUCCCCGAUCUUCCACAGGGCUCGAACCCGGUGCACAAGGAGCGGCUGGAGAGGAUCCGGUCGCUCCUUAUCCGCCAGGCAGCUCACGACCCGGAGCUCGGAUACUGCCAAGGCGCACUAAGGAACGUCGAGCCGGAGAAGUACCUCCCAAAAGCCUGGCUCGGCCUCUUCGCCCUGUGGCUCCCUUUGCCCACCAUCGUCCAGUGUGUUCAGCUCUUGGAGGGGAGCUACAUGGCAGGGAUCCUCUCCAUGACGCUCGUCCUGAUGGAUCGAAAGAGCCAGCGCCUGUUGGCGUCAGACGAGGAGGGCAUUCUCCGAGUCCUCCGCAGCAAGGAGGCCAUCCCAGCGCGAGAGCUGCUGCAAGAGGUCCGGAAGCACCUGGCCGAGGCGGGCGAGGUGGAGCUUUCCCUGUCCCUGCGAUAUUCCAGAGUCCUGUCCUCGGACGUGCGCAUCCUAGAUGUCUUGCCAAGCCUGUCCGAGCUGGUUCUUCAUGAAGAAGUCGAGCCGGCUCCCACUGCGAACCCAGUUUUGCCGCGGGCGGAACUCUGCCAGUGCUGGUCCUGCUUGGAAGGCCUGUGGAAACCCAAGCCGGAGGAGAUUCGUGUGAAGCUUGCUAGCCCAGUGAUGCGGAGCACAACCCGCGCUUCCAUCAAGUUCCAGUCGCAGCAACGGCUCUCCAAGCUCAACUGGGCCAGCCCGUCGAAGCUGGCCGGUUAG
This is a messenger RNA of Symbiodinium natans, 1446 nucleotides long. The record is from the annotation of a GenBank genome assembly. Lineage: Eukaryota; Dinophyceae; Suessiales; Symbiodiniaceae.